Messenger RNA from Phyllopteryx taeniolatus (common seadragon), 5403 nucleotides. Its product is annotated as multidrug resistance-associated protein 1-like. Gene Ontology annotation, biological process: transmembrane transport. The coding region runs from base 215 to 4813 and encodes 1532 amino acids. Lineage: Eukaryota; Metazoa; Chordata; Actinopteri; Syngnathiformes; Syngnathidae. Gene Ontology annotation, molecular function: ATP binding; ABC-type transporter activity; ATP hydrolysis activity. Gene Ontology annotation, cellular component: membrane. The transcript is spliced from 32 exons. The record is from RefSeq and is a predicted model, not a curated record.
GUUUUUGUCCAAAUGAACCUCCUCAUUUCACAUCAACAUGGUUCCUUUGCGACAUCAAAGCACUAGUUUUGUCUUAAUGAAACAUCUGAACUUACUUCAACAUAGUUCCUUGACACCCAGAUUCCCCGAGAUGGCGUCAAAGCCCUAUUUUUGUCUAAAUACUACUCAUCUCAUGGCCGCGUAGUUUGCCGCCUCCUUGUUCCGUGUGUCACGUAUGUGCCACACGCGUGCCCGUCCUUUGCCACCCCGGCGUGAGAAAGCGCAAGUGAUGAAAAGACGCGCCGCCGCAGUUCCCGAGUGCGCUGGAGAGACCAUGGAGGAUUUGUGCCGACUCGGCGGUUUGGACCCUUUGUGGGACUGGAACGUGACGUGGUUCACCCGCGAUCCGGACCUGACGCGCUGCUUCCAGCGCACCGUCCUGGUCUGCUCGCCGUGCGUCUUCCUGUGGACUUGCUGCCCGGUCUACCUGCUCUACCUGCACGUGCGCCCCCCGCGGCGGCCCCUGCCGCUCUCCUGGCUGUGCUGCGCCAAGACGCUUCUCACUUUGAGCCUGGCGUCGUUGAGCCUCCUGGAGAUGUUCUCCGUCCUGCUGAAGAAGAGCGAGGAGCUCGGCAGCCGCGCCGUCUUCCUGCUCGGCCCGCUCGUCCGAGCUUUCACUCUCGUUCUGGCCGCGCUCGUGGUCCACGCGGAGAGGAGGAAAGGCAGCCGCUCGUCCGUCGUGCUCUUCGUCUUCUGGACGCUCGUGCUCCUCUGCGCCGUCGUCCCCCUCAAGGCGGUCGCGGAGCAGAUCCGGCAUCAGGGCUUUUCCUCGGACGCCGUCGCUUUCGUGGCCUUUUUCCUGACUUUUUCCCUGCAAGCGGCCCAAGUGGUGCUGAGCGGCUUCUCGGAGCGCCGGCCGCUCGCCGGGCGCCGCGCCGAGAACACGUGUCCCGAGGAAGACGCCUCCUUCCUGUCCAGGUUUUUCUUCUUCUGGUUCAGCGGCUUGGCGAUUCGGGGCUUCCGGCGCCCCCUGCGGGCGGCCGACUUGUGGACGCUGCGGGACCGGGACUCGUCCGAGCGGAUCGCGUCCGAGCUGGAAGCCGCCUGGACGCAAAAGCAAAAGUGGCCGGAGCGGCGGACGACGUCUGCGGCGUUCGAGCGUUUCUCAGAGGAAAAAACGCAGCUGCUGACGAAGCCCCCCAAAAGGCGGAACCACGUGGGGUUCCUGCUGCGCGCUCUGGGGCGGAGCUUCGGACCCUACUUCCUGACGGGGACGCUGUGCCUGCUCCUGCACGACGCCGUCAUGUUCGCCGUCCCGCAGGUGCUCAGCCUCCUGCUGGGCUUCAUGCGGGACGAGGACGCGGCCCCGUGGAAAGGCUUCCUGUUCGCCGGCCUGCUCUUCCUGCUCUCUUGCCUGCAGUCGCUGCUCAACCAUCAGUACAUGUACCGAUGCUUCACGCUCGGCAUGAGGCUCAAGAGCGCCGUCGUGGCCCUCGUCUACCGCAAGUGUCUGGUGAUGAGCAGUGCCGCUCGCCGUCAGUGCACGGUGGGAGAAAUCAUCAACCUGAUUUCCGUGGACACCCAGAAGAUGAUGGACUUUGUGGUUUACGUCAACAGCGUGUGGGUGGCGCCCAUCGAGAUUGCGCUGUGCUUCUACUUCCUGUCUAAUCUGCUCGGUCUGUCGGCGUCGGCCGGCGUCAGCGCCGUCGUCCUGAUCUUCCCUCUGAACGGUCUCAUCGCAAAGCUGAGGAGCAAGCUGCAGGAAGUGCAGAUGGACUUCAUGGACGGUCGCAUCAAGCUGAUGAACGAGAUCGUGAGCGGAGUGAAGAUCCUCAAGUUCUACGCCUGGGAGGACGCCUUCCUGCGUCGCAUUGGCGUCCUGAGAGACGGCGAACUGGACGCCCUGAAGAAGUCUCAAGUCCUCUACUCGGUCUCGCUGGCCUCCUUCAACUCCUCCUCCUUCCUGAUCGCCUUUGCCGUGUUUGCGGUUUACGUGUUGAUUGACGAGCAGAACGUUCUGGAUGCGCAGAAAAUCUUCGUGUCCGUCGCGCUCAUCAACAUCCUGAAGACUCCUUUGAGUCAGCUUCCUUUUGCCAUGAACACCACAUUGCAGGCUUUUGUUUCACUCAGACGUUUGGGAAACUUCCUGUGCCAAGAUGAGCUGAAGUCGGACAACGUGGAAAAACUUCCCCCUUCCGUCGACGGCGACGGAGUUCUGAUCCAGGACGGACAUUUUGCUUGGUCCCAAGACGGCGCGCCGUGCUUGCAGGGAAUCAACUUGAAGGUGAAGAGCGGAACACUGGUGGCCGUGGUCGGCCACGUCGGAUCAGGAAAGUCUUCCCUGCUGUCGGCCAUUUUGGGAGAGAUGACGAGGAGGAGCGGCUCGGUCCUGGUCGGGGGUUCCGUAGCAUAUGUUCCUCAGCAGGCCUGGAUUCAGAAUGCCACACUGGAGGAGAACAUUUUGUUCGGGCUGGAGAGGAAGGCGAGCUGGUAUCAUCGCGUACUCGAAGCCUGCGCUAUGUGGCCGGAUCUGGAAGUCCUCCCGGCUGGAGACGCCACCGAGAUUGGGGAAAAGGGCUUGAACCUGUCCGGAGGUCAGAAGCAGAGGAUAAGCUUGGCUCGAGCUGUGUACAGGAAGUCUGACGUUUACCUGCUGGAUGACCCGCUGUCCGCCGUCGACACGCAUGUUGGCCAACACAUCUUUGACCGAGUCAUUGGACCCAAAGGACUUCUGAAGAACAAGACGCGAGUGCUGGUCACCCACAGCCUCAGCCUGUUGUCCAGGGUCGACUUGGUGCUGGUGAUGGAGGAGGGUCGUGUCUCCGAGAUGGGAUCGUACUCGCAACUGUUAGACCGCAAAGCAGCUUUUGCCAAAUUGAUUCAGAACUUUAGUGGAAACCAGCCCAGCGAAAGCUCCGCCUACAAACGUGUCAGCAGGAAAUCGUUGUCCCGCCUGACUUUCGCUGACUUCUCGAUUGAUCUUUCUCAGGAGCAGCUCAUCAGCUGCGACAUGAGUGGCGCGAGCAUUCAGGUCGUGGGGCUCCAUGAAGACUUGCCUUCGGAUUUUUCUGGCAAACUCACUCAGCCCGACAAGGCUCACGUUGGGAGAGUAAAGCUGCAAGUAUACGGCGAAUACUUCCGAACCGUGGGCCUGACCUUCAUCGUGACCAUCGUCUUCCUGUGCGCCUUCCAGCAGGCCGCCUCGUUAGCCUACAGCUACUGGCUCAGCCUCUGGGCCGACGACCGUCCCGUCAACGGCACCCAGAUCGACCAUGUGCUCAGACUCGGCGUGUUCGGAGCUCUGGGCUUGACUCAAGGUCUGGCCAUGUUUGGAACCACUCUGACCGUGGCUCUGGGCGGGAUCGUAGCCUCGCGCCACCUUCACGCCGAUCUGCUCUGCAACGUCCUGCGCUCGCCAAUGUCGUUUUUCGAGGCCACGCCCAGCGGAAACCUCCUGAACCGCUUCUCCAAGGAGAUCGACGCCAUUGAUUGCAUGAUACCCGAAGGCCUCAAGAUGAUGCUGGGCUACCUGUUCAAGCUCCUGGAAGUGUGCAUCAUCGUUUUGGUGGCCACUCCCUUCAGUGGCCUGGUGCUGCUCCCGCUCGCCUGCCUCUACAUCUUCAUACAGAGCUUCUACGUGGCGGCGUCGUGUCAACUCCGGCGACUGGAGGCGGUCAGUCGCUCUCCCCUCUACAGUCACUUCAACGAGACGGUGCAGGGCGUCUGCGUCAUUCGGGCCUUCGGCGAACAGAAACGUUUUGUACGGCAGGCCCAUCUUCGCAUUGACAAGAACCAGGAAGCUUAUUUCCCACGAUUUGUGGCUACCAGAUGGUUGGCGGUCAAUCUGGAGUUUCUGGGGAAUCUUCUGGUUCUGGCUGCUGCUGUCUUGUCGGUGCGAAGUCGGGACGAGCUCAGUCCGGGUGUCGUGGGUUUGGCGCUGUCCCACUCGCUCCAGGUGACGGGGAUCCUGAGCUGGAUUGUUCGAUCCUGGACUGACGUGGAGAACAACAUUGUGUCGGUGGAAAGAGUGAAGGAGUACGCCAACACGCCCAAAGAGGCAGCUUGGCUAACGGAGAACACUCAUCUCGCAGCGGAUUGGCCGACGAAAGGAAGCAUCCGGUUCGUGGACUACGGGCUGCAGUAUCGGAAAGGUCUGGACUGGGCCUUGAAGGGGAUCUCCAUCAGCAUCCAAGAAAAAGAGAAGGUAGGGAUCGUUGGAAGGACGGGAGCCGGGAAGUCGUCCUUAGCUUUGGCAAUUUUUCGUAUUCUGGAAGCAGCCACCGGGCGGAUCUACAUCGAUGAAGUGGAUAUUGCUCAGGUCGGCCUUCGGGACCUUCGCUCCAGGAUCACCAUCAUUCCUCAGGAUCCGGUGCUGUUUUCAGGCUCUCUCCGGAUGAACCUGGACCCGCUUGACGACUGCUCCGACGACGAUCUGUGGCGAGCGCUGGAACUCGCUCAUCUCGGCGGCUUCGUGUCCGCGCUGCCCGACAAGCUGCGGCAUCAAUGCUGCGAAGGAGGCGAGAACCUCAGCGUGGGCCAACGGCAGCUGUUGUGCUUAGCGAGAGCUCUGCUGAGGAAAAGCAAAAUCCUCCUCCUGGACGAAGCCACGGCGGCGGUGGACGUGGAGCUGGACCGGCUGAUCCAGUCCACCAUCCGGACUCACUUCGACCACUGCACCGUCCUCACCAUCGCGCACCGACUCAACACUGUCCUGGACUGCGACAGGAUCGCGGUGAUGGAGCGCGGCGCCAUCGUGGAGAUGGACGCGCCCGCUCGCCUCAUCCAGCAGCGAGGCGCCUUCUACCAAAUGUGCCAGCAGGCCGGAUUAGUUUGAGCGCACGCCAGCCCAACGCGGACGGACACGACGAGUUCGACUGAUGACAAUUUCGGCAAGUGCUGGCGACCGUAUGCUCACGUACUGCGGAUAUUGACUCAUUUGGUGUGGUAGGCGAAGAAUUGUGUCCAAAAUAUCCACGAAUGUCCUGAGCCAAUGCGGCGCCGCCACACGAGGCGGUCGUUGUUCUCGGUCCGGUUUUGCGAUAUCGGACCCGUCUGCGUGAUGUCAUUCAUUUCCCGAUAUCGGUCCGAUGGUUAUGCUGCACCCCAGUUGUUUUUUUACAGCGCACAUAAAUGCAAACACAAUUUAUUUGUUUUUGGGUUGGUGUGUGUGUGUGUGUGUGUGUGUGUGUUUGCAUGCGCAUACAUGUAUGUCACAGGUGUCAAACUCGAGACCCGGGGGCCAGAUCGGGCCCACCGCAUCCUUUAAUGUGGCCCGCAAAAGCAAAUAAUGCGCGUCAACUUCGUUUCCUGCUAAAGUACCAAAAUUGUAAAUUGUCUUCACUUUUAAUAACGUUGAUAUUGCAAUCGUUUUUUGGAACCGUUCUCCCUUUGCAAAAUAAACUGAAUAAUGUUUGCACAAACAAA